This is a messenger RNA of Lycium barbarum (goji berry), 975 nucleotides long. Its product is annotated as structure-specific endonuclease subunit slx4-like. The coding region runs from base 1 to 975 and encodes 324 amino acids. The transcript has 3 exons. Gene Ontology annotation, molecular function: DNA binding. Lineage: Eukaryota; Viridiplantae; Streptophyta; Magnoliopsida; Solanales; Solanaceae. Gene Ontology annotation, biological process: regulation of DNA-templated transcription. Gene Ontology annotation, cellular component: chromatin; nucleus. The record is from RefSeq and is a predicted model, not a curated record.
AUGGCAAUGUGGCCUAGGUCUGCUAAUCCUGCUAUUGCACCACCAAUCAUCAGAAAAAUGUCAGGCAGGCCCUCAAAAGCAAGAAGGAAAGAGGCCAGUGAAGCAAAGAAAUGUGAAAAAAUGCCAAGAACAGGCAUGCUGAUGACUUGCAGCCAAUGUGGAGGUAAAAACCACAAUAAAAGAGGCUGUCAGAGGAGGGGAACAUGGGCUGCUUUUGCUGCUUCUCAAGCCAGUACUACUUCUCAAACAUUUGAUGCUUCUCAAACAUUUGCUGCUUCUCAAGCCAAUACUGCCUCUCAAACUAAUGAUGCCUCUCAAACCUUUGCUGCUUCUCAGACCAAUGUUGCUUCUCAAACAACUGCGGCUUCUCAAACAACUGCGGCUUCAAACAAUGUCCCAAGGCCAAGGGGGAGACUAAGAAAAGCACUUGUGGUACCUGAAACUCCUCCAAGACCAAGGGGUAGGCCUAGAAAAGAUCCUAAUGUGCCUAGUGCUCCUCCAAUACCAAAGGGAAGGCUAAGAAAAGAACAUGCAGUUGCUACUCCAAAGCCUAGAGGAAGGCCAAGAAAAGAACCUGCAGUUGCUACUCUAAAGCCUAGAGGAAUGCCAAGAAAGGUAACAGAUGGUGUUGCUAGUUCUGCCCCUGCUGUUCUCAAAAGAGUUGAUUCUGAGGGUCCCCCUUCUUACCCAAAUAAAAGAUCUAAAACAGUUGGUAUGGGAGUCUUUGUUACUGAAAGUUUUUAUACAUCCUUGAAUCAUGGCAUGCCUACUAGUAGAGUGCUGAAUUUUGGUGGUAAACAUCAAGCAAGUCAGCCUAUAAGAUCUGCUGAAGUCACAGGAGACCUUGGUCACAAGGCACAGCAAGGGAUGAGGUACAAAGGCAAACCAUGCUACUCAAGAAGCAUGCUUGAUGAGAUUAGAAGGGACAAACUCAACAAGGCCACUAGCAGCAAAGGAAAGAGGCCAUGGAAGUGA